This is a messenger RNA of Protopolystoma xenopodis, 474 nucleotides long. The record is from the annotation of a GenBank genome assembly. NCBI's taxonomy places the organism in Eukaryota, Metazoa, Platyhelminthes, Monogenea, Polystomatidea, Polystomatidae.
AUGUCCAGGCUGCAGCUGGUCGGCUUUCGUCGCAUUUCCCUGGCGGCUGGCCAAUCAAUCACGGUGAGCUUUCUGCUACAGCCUGACAUUCACCUCACCGUCUUCGGCCCAGACGAGCCGGUACAUACCAAACUCUCUCGGACAGAAGAACUGCCUUCAAGCCCUCAUCAAAGUGGUCGUCAACAUUCGCCGGCCCAGUUGGUUAAUUCCUCCAAACUGGAUGCGGUAGUACAGCCUGACACGUACUAUGCCAAAAAGAUGCUAUUGGACAACUCGACAAUUGACACGGUUCCCUGGUUGGCACAAAUGGGCAAACGUGUUGCUGAUCCGUCAGCAACGGGCAAACUGGUCUGGGGACUGGGAACGAUGCGGAUCAGUAUUGGCGCUGGACAACCGGGUUAUGCAGGUGCAAAUGUAUUGAGUGGUGACGUCAAAACCGUCAUAGGCCUGGGUGACGAAGUCUGGCCAGUCUAA